AUGCUUGAAAAUGGUCGUAAAGGUUAUGUUGGUUUUGGUUCUGAUAUCAGUGGUUAUCGUUUUGAUCAUGAUUCUGGCCCAUUAGGUCGUACAAAAGAAGUUGUUCUUCGUCUAAAUAUUUAUGUUGUACCUGUAAUACGAGAUCCAUCUCCUGGACGAAUUCAACGUGUAUGGUUACCAAAAAGUUCAACAAAUCAGUGGAUAAAUUAUUUUAAUACAUGA
Adineta ricciae is the source of this 222-nucleotide messenger RNA. The record is from the annotation of a GenBank genome assembly. Lineage: Eukaryota; Metazoa; Rotifera; Eurotatoria; Adinetida; Adinetidae.